Oncorhynchus masou masou (cherry salmon) is the source of this 5675-nucleotide messenger RNA. Its product is annotated as histone deacetylase complex subunit SAP130-like. Gene Ontology annotation, cellular component: Sin3-type complex. Bases 91 to 3402 code for a protein of 1103 amino acids. The record is from RefSeq and is a predicted model, not a curated record. NCBI's taxonomy places the organism in Eukaryota, Metazoa, Chordata, Actinopteri, Salmoniformes, Salmonidae. The transcript has 22 exons. Gene Ontology annotation, biological process: negative regulation of transcription by RNA polymerase II.
UUCUCUUCGUUCUUCCGGUUAUGUAUGUUGUUGAAAAGAAAAGACGAAUGCCUGGAGAAAACAAAACACUACGAAUACGGAUAGUGAAAGAUGAGUAACCGAAGGGGUGGGGCUAAGUCUGUGUGGAAAGCAGGGGGUGGGGCCAGGUCUGUGUGGAAAGCGGGGGUGGGGCCAUUUUCUACAGCUGGAAUGCCUGCUCAGAGUGAUCCUGGUGGAAAGCCGAUCUCCGUCAAUCAGUCAUCCAAACAGCCAGCAGGACCAGGUGAGGACAGUAGUGGUGAUGUGGACCACCAUGGUCCCAAGGACCAUCCAGCCAGCAGCAGGGGAGGAGAAGAAGCCCUGUUGUUCAGAGAAGACAAGCAGGAGACUGGAGUGGUCAGACCCUACCCCCAGGUCCCGGUUCAGACCCACAGCCAGUCCCCGGUCCCAGCUCUGUCCCAGCAGGUGCCCAACAAGGCAGGUACACCUGGUCAACCUGUCACCGUCUUCAAUCCUCCUGUCCAACUACUGCAGGCCCAGCCUGCUGCCCUCGUCGACGGGCAAAUUAAGGCUGCCCUGAAAUCGCUGGUACCCAGUCGUCUCAUCGCCCCGGCUCCAGCCUCCAGCCAGGGCCAGGGGGGUCACAUCCCUCUCCCUCUGCCUCCCAAGGUGCAGCCUGCCCUGCUUGGCCACAUCACUGUCACCCUGGAGAGCCACAUCGCUCCCACCUCCUCCAUCCCUGUGGCAACCAUCAGUGGACAACAGGGCCACUCCAGUAAUCGGCAUCACCUCGUGCCAGCUAAUAUCCAGAUAAUUAGGUCUCCUUCUGUUCCUCAACACACAUUCGCCUCUCACCUACCAAGAGGGGCGAUGGCUGCAGCAGUGAUGUCCAGCUGUAAAGGGCCUGCUGUUCUCAGACCAGCAUCUGGGGCCAGUGCAGGCCCCGUUCAGCACACUGUACAUCACGUCAACCACCAGUCUAUCCAGUCUCGUUCCCCUGUCACCAGCUCUACAGCAGUGGUCCCCAUCUCAGCCACCCGGAACCAGUCCCCUGUCAUCAACCCAACGUUCACCCAGUCUGCAGAGGUGCUGCAUGGGCAUCCAGGGCUAACCAUCCACCCUCCUCCUGCCACCAACAGUAUCCAACGUCCCCAGGGGGCCAGAGACACAGCCACACGCAUCACCCUGCCCUCCCACCCUGCUAUAGGGGGGCAGAAACCCCAGCCCCCCCACACCAUGACACAGAAACUCAUCUUCUGUUCUGGGACUCCAGUUGCUGCUGCCACGGUGGCACCUAUUCUAACCACCACCACUACUGGCCCAGGCACCACCACUACUGGCACUGCGCCACACACCCAGAUGACCAGCAGUACUAUAGUCACCAUGACGAUGCCCACACACUCCUCCCACGCCACAGCACUGACCACCUCUACCAUCCCAGUUGCUAAAGUGGUACCUCAGCCCAUGGCCCACACCUCCCCCCCCCACACCUCCCCCCGUGUCCAAUCAGACUAUCCUGUAGAGAGGACCAACUUGAUCUCCAUCUCUGGCAACCGCUCCUCUCCUAACCCUGUCACCGUCGAGGCCAGGAGUGACAACAGGCCGCCUGUACCAGUGCAAUUCCAGUACUUCCUGCCUGCCUUCUCCUCUUCUCCUUACCCCCGGACACACACCUACACCCCCAUCACCAGCUCCGUGUCCACCAUCAGGCAGUACCCAGUGACGCCCCAGACCCCGAGCUCUGCUCUGCCCAGCCAGCCUGCUAUGGCUGUGGCCACUACCGUUCACCUCAACCCCAUGCAGCUGAUGGCCGUGGACAGGAUUGGUCUACAGUCUGCACAAAUCAGCACCCAGGGAAUCCAACCUCAACCAAUUGGAGCCCAGGGCAUCCAGCCUGCACCAAUGGGAGUGCAGGGGUUACAUAGCUCCGGUCCAAUCGGCGCACAGGGGAUUCAGCAGGCACCAAUCGCAGGGCAGCAGCCUGAGGCCAAACCAUCUGGGAUGGUAUUGGCUGACGGCAGUACGUUUGUAGCUGCUCCUAUGGGCAGCCCGUUUGGCGCCGCACAGCCCGUUGCUACCAUGGUACAGACACACCCACAGGGCGGAGUAGGAGGCGGAGGGCCCACUUUGGUCUCUUCCCCUCGACCCAGCAUCCUCCGCAAGAAGCCAGCCAAUGAGGGGUGUGGUGUUGGUAAGAAUCUGAUCCCGGCAGGGCCUGGUGAGGCUAACAGCAGCAGGGUGGAGGGAGGAGUGAGAGGAGCAGGACCACCAAGACCUGCAGGAGUGAAGCCUAAAGCAGAGGGUCACAUGACCCUGGUGGCUCCUCCAGUCCUAGUCAUGGCUGCAGUGGAGUCUCUACCCUCCCAGGGAGGAGUGGAGCAGCAGGCGGUCUCCUCCCCAGCCCAGCAGCACCUAUCCCAGGCUAUCCCCUCCAACCUGCUGGCCCCCCGUGGUCCUCCACCCCCCUCCCAGCCCAGCUCCAAUACCCACCUCUCUGCCCUGUCGGCUGCCAUGGCCGUGACACCCCCUGGCCCCGCCUCCAUGGCCAAUACUGUCGCCUCCCCCACCCAGCCCGCAGCCAGUAGCACGGCAGCAUGCAGCGGAGGUUCCGCCCACACAGAGGUCAAAAUCAAGCAGGAGGCGGAGUCAAUGGAGAUGUAUCAACCAGUGCCCCAGCCCUCGACGAACUCAGGCCUCAUCACCCAGCCCCGCCAGGCCGGAUCCCUUCACGGGACCCCCUCCUCAGGGGACCUGGUUCCUGGUGCCUCCCCCAGGAAGAAGCCCCGCAAGCAGCAGCACGUCAUUUCCACAGAAGAGACUGAAAUGCUGGAGACCAACAGUACAGAUGAGGACAGGGCUAUGGGUCACAGGCCCCUGGGCAGCAGGGCUAAGAGGAGAGAGUCCCCUCCCAGAGAGUAUGUGGAUGAGGAAGGGGUGCGUUACGUCCCUGUCAGGCCACGCCCACCUGUCACUCUGCUGCGUCACUAUAGGAACCCCUGGAAGGCAGCCUAUCACCACUUCCAGAGGUACAGCGACAUCCGGAUCAAAGAGGAGGAGGAGUCGUUACAGGAAGUGGCCAAUCAGAGAGGAGUAGCACGGCGAGCUCAGGGAUGGAAGAUGCACUUGUGUGUUGCUCAGCUCAGGCAGCUGUCAAACCUGGAGCAUGAUGUGUAUAGCAGACUGACUUCCCUUCAGGAGGGGCUAAUCCCUAAGAAGAGGGCCGGGGUCGACGACGAGCUGCACCGCAUUAACGAACUCAUACAGGGUAACAUACAGCGUUGUAAGCUAGUGAUGGACCAGGUUACAGAGGCCCGGGACACUAUGAUGAAGGUUCUGGACCACAAAGACAAGGUCCUGAAGCUGCUCAACCAGAACGGAGCUGUCAAAAAGUCUAACAGACUGAAACGUAAGGAUCGGGCCUAGCCUGGACUUCCUGUUCAGUCACCAACGUCAAGGAUCUGUUCGUUACAGCAUGCAAUGUGUUUUAAAACCUUUUUUACAACGGAAGAAGAAAAUGUAAACGUUUCUCAGUGGAUAAGUCAAGGGGGUAGUCCCUCCCUGUUUUGUGUUUUUUUUUUUUUUUUGCUGCUUACGUGCCUAAUGAACACGACCCACCUCUGCCCUGCCCGAACGGUAGGACAGGGUGGAAGAGCUGCUGGGAGCUAGAGGUGGAACUGUUGGUACUAUGACAGCUACUCUCUUAUCUCUGUCUGAGCACUGAAGCUGGGUGGACAACAUAACUAGAACCCUCCUGUUGCUUCAGUCAGAGCUCACUGUCUGGAGGGAAUCCCUCUAGGAAUAUGUUCUCACUGAAGAAGACUCAACACUCUAUCUUCCAAAUGGCACCCUAUUCCCUAUAUAGUGCACUACUAUUGACUAGAGCCCUAUGGAACCCUAUAUAGUGCACUACUAUUGACUAGAGCCCUAUGGAACCCUAUACCCUACGUAGUGCACCACUUUUGACUAGAGCCCUAUGGAACCCUAUACGCUACGUAGUGCACCACUUUUGACUAGAGCCCUAUGGAACCCUAUACCCUUUACAGCGCACUACUUUAGACCAGAGCACUAUAAAACCCUAUACCCUACGUAGUGCACUACUUUUGACGAGAGCCCUAUGGGACUCUAUUCCCUAUAUAGUGCACUACUUUGACUAGAGCCUUAUGGAACCCUAUACCCUACAUAGUGCACUACUUUUGACGAGAGCCCUUUGUGUCCUGAACAAAAGUAGUGCACUACGUAGGGAAUAGGAUGCCAUUUGGAAGACAACAACACUGCCUGAAGGCCCCUUCUUUUUUUGUUUUACUUUCUUACAGAGCUCAGGUCUAUCGGUUUUCCUACUUUAGAGUUUAUUUUGGUAUCAUUCAUUUCAAGUUACUUCUUGUCAACAAAAAAAAAAAAGCAAGAGGUUGAACGGAACCUUAAGCACUUACAAACUACAAACAUGUUGUACGAAUUGGUAGCAUCAUCAGGUAUCAUUCAUUUCAAGUUACUUCUUGUCAACAAAAAAAAAAAAAGCAAGAGGUUGAACGGAACCUUAAGCACUUACAAACUACAAACAUGUUGUACGAAUUGGUAGCAUCAUCAUGUGAAGGGGGAAAACCGCGUCUGUAACACAUCGUAUGUAGUGGGUGACUUUGUUCAACAAUGUCUCGCCUUUGGUGCGUUACUUUCACAACGACUGGCAGAAAUCACAUCUUUAUGACUCAUCUUUAUUUAUUUAGAACUUCCUGUUCUGUUUCCAUUUUCACCAUUUAUCUUGUCUUACCUGUGUGAUAAACAAUGUGGUGCCAAAUGCCCAUUUUUUUGUUUCAAUAUUUUUUAUAUUUCUUAUAUUGGAAGAUGGGGCACCCCCAACAGACCUAAUUGUACUGUAUGUGCAGAACUUUAAUGAUGAUUAAAAUAUUGGCGGAGUGUUUAUUAUUUUCAGAUAUUUAUUUGUUAAUUAAUGAGACAGUCUGUAUAAUAGAGAGUUUUACAUGCAGAGAUGUUUUGAAAUGGCUGACGAGCAUAGUGGGUAAUGUAUUGAAAUGGCUGACUAGCAUAGUGGGUAAUGUAUUGAAAUGGCUGACUAGCAUAGUGGGUAAUGUAUUGAAAUGGCUGACUAGCAUAGUGGGUAAUGUAUUGAAAUGGCUGACACGCAUAGUGGGUAAUGUAUUGAAAUGGCUGACUAGCAUAGUGGGUAAUGUAUUGAAAUGGCUGACUAGCAUAGUGGGUAAUGUAUUGAAAUGGCUGACUAGCAUAGUAGGUAAUGCAUUGAAAUGGCUGACCAGCAUAGUGGGUAAUGUAUUGAAAUGGCUGACUAGCAUAGUGGGUAAUGUAUUGAAAUGGCUGACUAGCAUAGUGUGUAAUGUAUUGAAAUGGCUGACUAGCAUAGUGGGUAAUGUUUCAUGGUGUGAUUAAUGACCGUACAUUAUGCGUUUGGUUUUAGAAGGAAGUGUUGUGCUUGUCGUGUAACUACAAUGCCAGAAACUGAUUUCUGUUCAAAUUAUAAGAAGUUGAAUAUGAAAGUGUUUUACUUUUUAGUUUUUUUUUUCCAUUGUCUUUUUUGUUGUUGUUGUUUCUAAUUUUGGGGUUUUGUACUUCAUAAAAACACGUUGUGCUUCUUUUUUCAGAUGUUAUGAUCAGACACUGGGCCUGAAAAUUCAAGCUAUUGUACAUGGGUUCUCUGUUAUUCUAGUAAAACUACUUCAAGGAAA